GUCACCGAAGUUUUUCCAGCUCUAACAGUUGAGAAACCAUUUGGGAAAUUGUCGCUUGUUUUGCCGUGCUUUUUGUUUAAACAUUGCGUUGUGUUUUUUGUUUAUCGCGCCCCGUGUUGAACUGAAGCGCCGAUCCAAUUGGAUUGGUCAAGCGCGACAAGUGUGACAAGCAGCGGAGAAAUCGCCAUGAAACAGUGAAGAAGAAGCAGCAGCAGCAUAAGAAGAUGUAGCUAACAUAUAUUAAUUCGACAAUUGUUAACCUAGUUUCACAUCUCAAAAAUAAAUCAAACAACAAGGACGAGUUCAGAGCAGCGCUGGCUCCUCUGGCAUCGAUUACGCACGGUUCUACCACUACUUAAAGACAAAUACUACCAAGGACUCGAGGGAGAGACUCGCCGCGGGCAGAGGAAGCAACCAAUACCCACACUUUUCGGUUCUCCUCGGACCAGGAUCAUCGACCCCCCUCCCUUCCCGACCCCGGCACCGUUUCCCCGUAGAACCAUCCACUCUGCCACGCUGCCACUCUGUCCACACCGUCACUCCCAGCACUAACUAACCAACCUACAACAACUAUUUGGCAAACUAUUCCUCCUGGGCCAGAGCAUUUUCGAGAGGAAGCACCAUCGCAUAACUGUGGAUAGAGCAGCCGGAGCACGAGGACGACUCAUGUUACAAAAAUGAAAAAGUUCACAUUCAAAGGAGUUCUAGAUGGAUUUCGACAAAGCGUUCAGCCCCAAGCCACACGACAGGAGCAGGAGAUCCAGGAGCAACUCAAGGCCGACCAUUUUACGUUAAAGAAAACCUUUCGCCAUGGCUUUCCAUACUCGCCCACAUCCUUUGCCUUCGAUCCUGUACAAAAGCUACUAGCGAUUGGCGACAAAUCGGGCUACAUUCGCAUUUUGGGACGACCUGGCGUCGAUGCCCAUGCCAAACACGAGGGCGAAUCCGAGUGCGCCGUGCUCUUUGCCCAGUUCCUGGUCAACGAGGGCGCCUUGGUCACCGUCACCGCCGAUGACACCAUUCACUUGUGGAGUAUUCGCCAAAAGACACCGCGCAUUGUGCAAAGUCUGAAAUUUCAGAGGGAGCGCGUGACUUGCAUACACCUGCCCGUGGGCAGCAAAUGGCUGUACGUGGGCACCGAGAAGGGAAACAUACACGUUGUUCACAUAGAUACAUUUGCACUUAGUGGUUAUAUUAUUAACUGGAAUAAAGCAAUUGAAGUGGUUAGAACUAGUCAUCCAGGUGCUGUGAUUGCGUUAUGUGAUAAUCCAUUGGAUGCAAACAAGUUGCUUAUUGCAUUUGAGUGCGGGCUGCUUGUUUUGUGGGAUCUGAAGGCGAAAUGCGCUGAGUUGCGAUGGCAGGCUGCCGAGGCCGUCAAGUCCCUGGCCUGGCACUACGAGGGCAAGUACUUUGUGUCCUCGCACACGGAUGGCUCCAUUUGCUCCUGGCCCACGAAGCCGCAGGCUAAGCCGCAGUCGCAGGUCUGUCCGCAUGCUAAAAUCAACAAGGAUGGCAAUGCGGAGAAAUGCAAACCGAUUUAUAAAGUUGACUUGAAGUCCAGCGCGACUGGGGAAACCUUUACCAUUUUCUCGGGCGGCAUGCCCUCGGAAAAGGGCUCCAAGUCCAACUGCAUCACGGUGAUGGUGGGCAAGGCCACUACGGUGCUGGAGAUGGAGCACGCCGUAUGCGAUUUCAUAACACUCUGCGAGAAUCCGUGGCCCUGCGAGACCCAGGAGCCGUAUGCUAUUGCCGUGCUGCUGCAAUACGACUUAGUAUUAAUAGACUUAUUAACACCCGGUUUUCCAUGUUUUGAAUCGCCUUAUCCAAUGGACUUACACGAAUCACCUGUUACAUGUUGCACAUAUUUAACCGAUUGCCCAUCGGAUUUGGUUCCUGCUUUCUAUUCAGUUGGUCGCACAACGACAAGUAAAAAGAGCUGCUUCUCGGAGCGCGAAUGGCCGAUAUCCGGUGGCGAGUGGUCGCCGGCGUCGUGCAGCUAUUCGGAGAUCGUGAUCACCGGACACCAGGACGGCAGCCUCAAGUUCUGGGACUCCGGUGCCGGCACGCUACAGAUCCUCUAUAAGCUGAAGACGGCCAAGAUGUUCGAGAAGCCGCGCUCCCACGUCGCCCACUCGCAUCCGGAGAGCGACAAUCCGCUGGCGGUGCACCUCAUCUUCCUUUGCUCGGAGUCGCGACGCCUCUGUGUGGCCGGCGCCAUGGGACAGGUGAUGCUGUUCAAGUUCCGCAAGGUGGAGUCCACGUCCGAGGUACUGGUCCUUGAGAUACCCAUACUCUAUGAGAAUUUUGAUGACAUCUAUGGGACGAGUCCCGAGUGCGAUUUUCUAACGGGCCAUCAAGUGCAGAAGGCGGAGUCUAGUGAUUCGGAUAAGACAACCGAGUGUUCGCUGAAGGUGCGCUUUGGGGCGCAGCGCAAGCCGCCGGGCUUCCAGUCGCAGCUGGUCUGCCUCACCACCGGACCCAAUCGCCGGAAUGUGCAGGUCACCUCGCUGUGCAUCAGCUCCAGUUACGGCCUAAUGGCUUAUGGUACCGAAUAUGGACUUGUCAUAAUUGAUAUAAUCCAAAAAAUUUGCCUAUUGAGUGUUGCAUGCCCCGAUCUGUAUGGCGCACAUGAUCCUUACUCGCGAACACCAAAAAGUCCAAAACGCAUUGAGAACAAAGAGGAGCAAAGCCGAUCGCCCAGCUCAGAUCAGCUGAACGACACGACCAGUCCGGAUAGUCCGUCGCUUGAAUUUGUACCGGAGGCGGCCGGCGAAUCAACGGGCAACGAUGGCGUGGCGACGGCGAUGAGCUCACGUCCCGGUUCACCGGAUCCAAUGGUGGUGAACAGUGCCCGUGAAACACUGCUCAGCGGAUCGGCGGCAUCGACGGCGGCUGCAGCAGCAUCGGCGGCCAUGAUGGCCAAGAGUCCCCAGCGGGAUGAUGCGGCUCCCAAGGAGCUGCAGGACAGACGCAAGUCGAUGUCCUGGAAAACGUUCAAUUUGAAGCGUCAAUUAUCGAAAGUCAAUAUGAAAAUUGGUGGUCUGAAUGUCAACACCGAUAUGGAGUCACUAAAGAAUAACUCCAUUUUCUACACACCCAAGGAGGUGUCACCGGAGGGUGCAACGCCACCGGCGACUGAAGAGGAGGCGACACCGGAGGGCAGAGAGGAAGAGUCGUUGGAUGACGCUGAAAUGGCGCCCAACACAGGGGCAGGGGCAGCAGCAGCAGCAGCACCUUCACCAUCGUCGGCAGUUCGUGGCAAAUUUCGAUCCUCCACCACCGAUUCGCCAGACGAGGGCGCUAGUGGCAGCAGCACCAUCGCCACCACCGGUGGCAUUCGUCGCGUUGACUUUGAACAGCCGGCUGCGAUGGAGGUGGAGCGCCCCAAUAAUUUGCCCCUGACGGAUGCACCUGCUCCGCUGAAGCCCGCCCGCCAAAAGUUCAAGGAGAAGUCGCGCGACCAGCGGCUAUUGUCCGUACCGAACAUUAAGUAUCAGCCGCGCGAUUUGCGCGGCGGUGUGCGCACCCUCAAGAACGAUGUCUCGCCGUUGAUGGGCGGUGGCGGUGGAGGUGGCGUUGCCAGCGGCAGCGGAGGAGUUGGUGGGAGCGGCGUUGGAGGCAAGAAGAUACAAAAAUUGGAUGGAACUUUCUCAAGAUCCAGAUCAUCGUCAAUGUCCAGCAUUGAUAUGUCUUCCUCUGAAUCUGUUACCUGUUUAGCUUUUAUCGAGAGUUAUGCAAAACGAAAUGAUAUUUUGACACUUGUUCCUACUUUGUGGAUUGGAACUAGUUUCGGUUCGAUACUGACAUUGUUCAUCACCAUGCCGGAGCGAGAUGUGCGCAAAUCUCAGCCAGUAUUGAUAACAAUAAAUGGUGGCCCCGUGGUACGACUCAAAGGAUCCAUAACUUCCAUGUCUUUUUUAGACUCAUACGGCUCGAUCAUACCCUAUACGUUUGAGACCUGGCGUGACGAGAAGAGGGACAACAAAGACCGCACACCCACAAAGAGCAGCAGCCGCACCAGUCCCACAUUCACACCGACAACUGCCAAUACAAUAUCAAACACCUCGGUCGCUGGCGGCAUGGCGGGUGGUGCGUCCGCCGGCGGAGCUGUCGGCGGCGGCGGCGGUGGUGGUGGCGCUGCCGGUGGUGCGGCAAGUGGCGGAGCGUCCGCUGGCGGAACAGGUGGCGGCGGUGGUGGUGCAGCUGGUGGUGGGGCAUCGGCGGGAGCGGCCGGGGGCAGUGGAGCGGCCACCGGCGGCGUCGGCGGCGGAAUGAGCAGCAGCAGCGCCAGCAGCAGCGGCAUCAGCGGAAGUGUGAGCACCGGCCUGGAAACUCUCACCGAUCGACAAUACAUCGUUAUCGCUAGCGAGAAGCAAACAAAAGUCUUCGAUGUGGCCAACCAGUGCUGCAUCAACCGCAUACAACUAUCGGAAAUGGAUUUUGCAGUCAAGGCAGAAACUAUCACGAUGAAAGAUGGCUCUUGCUUAGCAACCUAUCUUUCGAAUGGCCAUCUAAUGGUACAUAGUCUUCCUAGUCUAAAACUGUUAUUGGAUACUGAUUUCUUACCGCUCUUGGAACUAAGUUUUCAAACAAAAUGUAAACAGGGAAUUGUGGAUCCAAUGCUUUCGAUAUGGGGUCAACAGAUCAUUGUUCAUGAAGAUACAACUCUAAUAUCAAAAAUAUUUUGCUUUAGUCAUAAAGGUCAUGGAUUGUACAUGGCAUCGCCCACCGAAAUUCAAAAAUUCACGAUAUCAUCGGAAUUUUGUCAAUUUAUUUUGGAGAUGAUGGGUGAGCUGUAUACGGUACACGAAAUGCCCGAACAGCCGAAGGAGGGUUUCUUCAAGGGUCUAUUUGGCGGCGGCGCCAAGCUCCUGGAUCGUGAGGAGCUAUUUGGCGAGCAGAGCGGGAGGGCGAAUCGAUCGGUGGCCCGGCACAUACCCGGGCCCAAUUUGGAGCAGCUCGGCCAGAGGGCUUCCACCGCCGCAUCGGAGAUCAGCCGGGCGCACCAGCUGGCCAUGGAGCGCGGCGAGAAGCUCAAUUUGCUGGAGGAGCGCGCCGAGCGCAUGGCCAACACUGCUCAAGAUUUCAGCGGCACUGCGCAUCAAUUAAUGCUUAAAUAUAAAGACAAGAAGUGGUAUCAGUUGUAAAAUAUCUAUUUUAGGAGCCAAUUCUACCACAGUUAUUGUAAUAUUGCUUUUAUAACACUUUCUACUACAUUACGAGUAAAGUACACUUAUUUAAUUUCUGUUUUCAA
Drosophila suzukii is the source of this 5254-nucleotide messenger RNA. NCBI's taxonomy places the organism in Eukaryota, Metazoa, Arthropoda, Insecta, Diptera, Drosophilidae. The record is from RefSeq and is a predicted model, not a curated record.